CCUGUUGCAUUGGAUCAUAUGCUCUCUAUGCUUGAAUCCGAAGAAGAUGAACCCACCCAAGAUUUAUCAUCCCUAAGCACCUCUCUACAGCAAGGGCUCUCAUUGGAAUCUUUAUCGGAGGAUGUUAUAAGGCCUUUGCUGGAAGCAUCUGACGAUGAGAGUGGCCAUGGGGAUUUCGACAAGGAGGUUGGGAUAGUCGAGCUGGUUAGGUGCGGGGGAGAUGAGUUACUGGCGCGGUCUAAUGGGUUGUGGGAGCUUGAAGAUGAAGCCAUUAAUUAUUAAAGGGAAUGCAAAUCAAGACAUUCCUCAAAUUGAGAAUCUUGUAUUGUGUAUUCAUUACAAUAAAAUAGAUAUUUUGCG
Messenger RNA from Rubroshorea leprosula, 360 nucleotides. The record is from the annotation of a GenBank genome assembly. NCBI's taxonomy places the organism in Eukaryota, Viridiplantae, Streptophyta, Magnoliopsida, Malvales, Dipterocarpaceae.